This is a messenger RNA of Cephus cinctus (wheat stem sawfly), 1979 nucleotides long. RefSeq names its product T-complex protein 1 subunit gamma (gene CCT3). NCBI's taxonomy places the organism in Eukaryota, Metazoa, Arthropoda, Insecta, Hymenoptera, Cephidae. The transcript is spliced from 4 exons. The coding region runs from base 140 to 1792 and encodes 550 amino acids. Gene Ontology annotation, cellular component: chaperonin-containing T-complex. The record is from RefSeq and is a predicted model, not a curated record. Gene Ontology annotation, biological process: protein folding. Gene Ontology annotation, molecular function: ATP-dependent protein folding chaperone; ATP hydrolysis activity; ATP binding.
AUCAGUGCACAAUGCUCAACCAAUUUCUAUUGGUGGAUGCCGAUUUCAUUCUUUUCUAGAACAGUCACGCGUGAAUUUGGUAGUUUGGUGUGGUUUUUAACUCAUUUCAGUGAAAUUAAGAAAGACUACAGACAGAAGAAUGUUUGGUCCAGGCUCAUCGCCGAUUGUGGUUUUAAGCCAGAAUACGAAACGAGAUUCCGGGAAAAAGGUCCAGAAAGAAAAUAUUCAAGCUGCAAAGGCAAUAGCGGAUGUUAUCAGAACAUGCCUUGGUCCCCAAGCUAUGUUGAAGAUGUUGAUGGACCCCAUGGGUGGUAUUGUCAUGACAAAUGAUGGAAAUGCCAUUCUUCGUGAAAUUACGGUACAACAUCCAGCUGGAAAGUCCAUGAUUGAGAUUGCAAGAACUCAGGAUGAAGAAGUAGGAGAUGGUACUACAUCGGUAAUUGUAUUAGCUGGAGAGAUUUUGGCUACUGCUGAACCUUUCCUUGAACAAGGAAUGCAUCCUACUGUUAUCAUACGAGCUUAUCGUCAAGCUUUGGAAGAUAUGGUAGCAAUCUUGAAUGAUCAAAUCAGUAUUGAACUAGACCGUAAUGAUAGAACCAAGUUGGCACAAGUUGUAAAGUCUUGUGUUGGUACUAAAUUUAUUGGACGCUGGUCUGAUUUAGUCUGUGACAUUGCUUUGGAUGCUGUUCAUACAGUGAUGCUCGAGGAGAAUGGUCGACGAGAAAUUGACAUAAAACGUUAUGCCAAAGUGGAAAAACUUCCAGGAGGCAGCAUUGAGGACAGCACUGUACUCAAAGGUGUAAUGAUUAAUAAAGAUGUGACACAUCCUAAGAUGAGACGUUAUAUCAAGAAUCCCAGAAUUGUGCUCCUAGAUUGUCCAUUGGAAUACAAGAAAGGAGAAUCACAAACUAACGUUGAAAUCCUUAAAGAUACUGAUUUCACCAGAAUGCUUGAAUUGGAAGAAGAGUAUAUCAAAAAAGUCUGCGAGGACGUUAUAGCAGUGAAGCCUGAUGUAGUUUUCACAGAGAAAGGAGUAGCAGACCUUGCACAGCAUUAUUUACUGAAAGCUGGAAUUUCAGCUAUUCGCAGAGUUAGAAAAUCUGAUAACAACAGAAUUGCCAGAGCUUGUGGUGCUACAGUUGUCUAUCGUACUGAAGAAUUACGUGAAGAAGAUGUAGGAACAGGAGCAGCGCUCUUUGAGAUCAAGAAAAUUGGAGAUGAAUACUUCUGCUUUAUUACGGAGUGCAAAGAUCCAAAAGCUUGUACUAUCAUUUUAAGAGGUGCCAGUAAGGAUGUCCUGAACGAAACCGAGAGAAACUUGCAAGAUGCUCUUCAUGUAGCCAGGAACCUUUUGAUUGAACCAAAACUGGUUCCAGGUGGAGGAGCAGUAGAGAUGUCUGUGUCUCGGCUACUCAGUGAGAAGGCAGCAGGUCUUGCAGGAGUUGAACAGUGGCCAUACAAAGCUGUGGCACAGGCCCUUGAAAUCAUCCCCAGGACUCUAGCACAGAAUUGUGGUGCAAAUACCAUCCGUACUCUGACUGCAUUACGUGCCAAGCAUGCUACCGGAGGAACGACUUGGGGAAUUGACGGUGAGACUGGAAAAGUCGUAGACAUGCAAGAACGAGGAAUCUGGGAACCUCUUACAGUAAAACUUCAAACCUACAAGACUGCCGUCGAAACAGCCAUCCUUUUGCUGAGAAUCGACGACAUUGUAUCUGGAAUUAAGAAAAAGGGUGCUGAAAAUGAACCACCAAAACCCAGUCAAGUGUCUGAAGAAUCUAUGAAGGAAUAAAUAUUAACUAACCCUGUAUCCGUUGAAUUUUAUAAUCUUGGUAUUGCUUAGCUUUAAACUUAAAUUUCAUUAAUCAUGCCAACUUAUAAUUAUUAUUACAACUCAUUUCGCGUUAGCACAUAGCACAUUUCAGCUGAGACGUUACCACGUAUUUUCAAAUAAUAAAAAACGGCGUUUAUAAAUCUGA